AUGCUCAACGCAUCUGAAUAGGCAGCAACUUCCAAUUUAAAUGAUAAAUUGGAGGAUCUUAAAAAAAUAAUGAAGCAAUACUCAAAGUAUACAUCUGAUUCAUAAAAUGAAUUUGAGACACAUUUUAAGAAAUAUGGUCCAUUUAAUAAAUAAUACUCUUAAUAGAUUUCAUUAUCAGUAAAUGAUCCAAUUAGUUUAGGUAUUUUAGUAUAUAUAUUUAAAGGACAUAAUUUGAUGGAAUUCAUUCAGCUUUUUGAAUUGAUCUCAAAAACUACUCUUUCAUAAUUUUCAGAAUUUUAGUAAUUCUUUUCUCAAAGUAUUGAAUAAUACAAUGAGAAAAUGAAUAUUUUCACAAAAAUAAUAACAGAUGGUAAUUUUUAACAAUCUUAAUAACUUGCAUAACAUAGAUAAAAUUGUAAAAAAACUAAAGAUAAAUAUGAUAAACUUUGUAAAGAAAUAGAAAUGACUUUAAGUUCAAGUAAGAAGAAUUCAGAGGAUGCUUUCACUGGAUAUGAUCUCAAUCUAUCCCAAAAGAAUGAUUAAAAAUUAAAGGAAUUAGUUAAACAAGUUGAACCUGCAGAAUAGCAAUACAAAGAUGCUUUUGAUAGUUUAACUAUCAAAACCAAAGAAUUCAAUUAAGCUAUUGAUGAUUCACGAUAGUAAUUGAUUCAAGCUCAUUAAUUAACAUAUUAAAGGUUUGUAGAAAUCACAAUGAAACUUGAUUAACACAAAUUAUCAGCAAAUUGUUGGAUCAAAGGUUAGAUGGAUGAAAAACAAGAAAAAAUAAUAACCAUGCCAAAAUAUGAAUAAGAGAUGGAAGAUCGAAUAAUAACAUCAAAAUAUGAGUAAGAUAAUUAGUUUAGAUAUAUUAACAUUAUGAAUAAAGUUAUAGAAAAAAAACCUAUAACAGAUUAAGAAUAUUUGAUAUUUCCAGAUGUUUUACAUAAGCAUAUUGAUGCUUAAUUAUCUUUUAUAAAUGAUAGAGUUAAAAAUUAAAAGACUCUACCAAAUUAUCUAUUAGAAAUGUCAAAUCAAAUGGAUGCAGUUUCAAAAAACUUAUAAAAAUCAAUAAAAACAACAUUAUAAUUCAUUCAAGUAAUCAAUGUUAUCAUUCAUCUAGGAUAAAUCAGACAAAGAUAAAUCAAAUUUUAUAAAGCCAAUACUUUAGGUCUAAGAACUAUUAGUUAAGUAAAAUGAUUAAUAUUCCAAAAAGUAUAACUAAUAAUCACAAUUUAUUUAACUAAAAGCUUAAUGUCUAGAUUAAUUAAUAAAGGAAUAAAAAAAUUAAGAAAAAAGCUUUCUAAAUAUGUAUUAGAAGAUGUUAAAAGAUUUUUAAGGUCUCAAAUAAUAAAUUUUAGAAAACGAAUAAAAACCAUAGAUUAAAGAAAAUUUACUUUAAUUAUUAAAGAAAUAAAUAUAAGAUAAUUGUAUAGCUAUAAAAUACUCAGUUGAAUAGGUAAGAACAAAUGAAUUUCAAAGAUCAAAUCAAAUAAUUUAAACUUUAGAAUAAAUAUUAGGUCAUUAUAGUUCAUUCAUUGAUGAAAUAAUAACUUACACUAAAUAAUAGGAAGAAAAUCUAAGUUAAAUUUAGGAAAAGAUUGUAUAAAUUGAAUAUGGAACAAUGAUUAACACUAAACUUGAUUAGCCAGAAAUGAAAUUUUAAAAACUCUUUGAGAUGACAGAUGAAAUCAGAUCUAAAAUUGAAACAGCUACAUUGCUCCAACAAUAAGAAGAUAGUGAAAGUGAUGAUAUAAAUUUGGAAGAAGGUUCAGUUAAAGUGUCUUAAAAAUUGAUUGAAAAAUUUAGAAUUUUAGAUGGGGAUAAAUGCAUAGCCAGUUAUGCAUGUGCAUUUGAUAAUAAAAUUCUAUUGUAAGGAAGAAUGUAUAUUUUUUCAUCAAAAGUUUGUUUUCAUUCAUAUUUUAAUGGCAAAGUAUAUAAUUUAAUAUAAUAAGACUCUUUUUGGAACUACUGCUUUAGGCAUUCCAUCAAUUGACAUAUAAAGUAUCAGAAGAAUUAAAGCAUAUAUGGUAGAUGCAGCACUUGAGUUUAAAACAUUAAAAGGAACUUUAGUUUUUGCAAGCUUAGCAAAUCGAGAUUAAACUUUGGGUAGCUUGAAAUAAGUAAAAGGUUUAGAAUAAGGAAUAAUUGAAGAAAGAAUUGAAAGUGAUCCAGAAAGAAAUAUCUAACAAGUUUAUGUGGAAACAUAAUAAUUAGUAAAACCUUAAGAAAAACAAUAAGGAAUUAGAAGUCCUUCUCCUAAACCUUAAAAUAUUUAAGCAGAAACUAUAAAUUUAAAAAAUAUUGAAUCAUCUAACGAUAAAUUACAAUAAAUUGAUUAAAGCCCCAAAAUUCUUAAUUUCUAAUAAUAACAAUAAUAAUAAUAGUAAUAAUAAUAACAAUAAUAACAAUAAUAACAAUAAUAAUAACAAUAAUAACAAUAAUAAUAAUAAUAAUAAUAAUAAUAAUAAUAAUAAUAACAAUAAUAAUAAUAGUAAUAAUAAUAACAAUAAUAACAAUAAUAACAAUAAUAAUAACAAUAAUAACAAUAAUAACAAUAAUAAUAACAAUAAUAACAAUAAUAAUAAUAAUAAUAAUAAUAAUAAUAAUAAUAAUAAUAAUAAUAACAAUAAUAACAAUAAUAAUAAUAAUAAUAAUAAUAAUAAUAAUAAUAAUAAUAAUAAUAAUAAUAACAAUAAUAAUAAAUUGCUGAAAAAACUCAAUAGGUUCAGGAGAUAAGAUCUUCUCCUGAAUCAAAUUCUAAGUAAAAAUAAAAUUAUGCUAUCAAUUAACAAGGAAAAACUGAAAAUUUAUAAUAGUAAACUCCAAAAAUUAAUACAGACUGUUAAGAUUAAUCUAAUCCUGCUAUACCAAAUGUUUCUUAAUUUGAAGUUGAGU
Paramecium pentaurelia is the source of this 2895-nucleotide messenger RNA. The record is from the annotation of a GenBank genome assembly. Lineage: Eukaryota; Ciliophora; Oligohymenophorea; Peniculida; Parameciidae.